GCUUGCGUGACGUCAGAGGAGGCUGCUGGAGCGGUUCCUUGUUGGAGCUGAAAAUGGGGAGACGAUUGCGAGGGCCUGAGCGAGCGGAGCUCUGAAAGAUGAAGUGAACACACCGAUCGAUUGUUGCCGCAAUGUGUGGUCAUGUGACUGAGCCGGGCUCCCCCACUGCACAUGGGAUCUCCCUUCUUAAUGGCCUUCCUUAGCUGUCCUGUUUUCACCAUGAGAGGAUCUGUCAGAAGCUUGAUUUCUGUGACCUCAUACUGGCGCUGCCGUUGUGCUGUGUGAGCGCCCCCCCUCCUCCUCCGGCAGUUACUGCACGGAAUGGCCUCUCUGGACCUGCCAUAUCGCUGUCCUCGCUGCGGGGAGCACAAGCGCUUCCGAAGCCUGUCGUCCUUACGUGCCCACCUGGAGUACAACCACACGUACGAGACCCUCUACGUCCUCUCCAAGUCCAACAGUGUGUGCGACGCCGCCGCGUUGCUGCCCCUAGUGGCUGAGGGAGCUCUCCUCACACCUGCCAACAACAACGACCCCUUUGAGCCGCUGCGGCCUUCGGCUUUAAAGGAACGCCGCUUCCCUUGCCGUGAACUUCCUUGUGCGGACGACCUGAGUUUGACCCCGGCUAACUCUAGCACGUCAGCUCGGUAUAUCCCCAAUGUGGAGUUUCCCCUUGGGGAGAUUUUUAUGAAGAAAGCCAUGACAUCUGCAGACCCGAGUACCCAUGGAAACCCCAGCACGGCUGUCGCUGUGGCUGCUAAUGUAGCAGCGAGCGCAGUGGAGGCGGCCUAUGAGGAAGGCCUGGCCAGGCUGAAGGCGCGUGCGUUUGAGCGUCUGGAGCUGGAUGAGAGGCUGGAGAAGUUGUCUGAAGAGGUGGAGCAGAAAAUAGCAGCGCGUGUGGGCCGUCUUCAGGCAGAGCUGGAGAGGAAGAGCUCCGAGCUGGAGCGGGCCAAGCAGGAGAGCGAGCGGCUGAGCCAGGAGAAGCAGGACCUGGAGGACAAGGCCUCUGAGCUCUCCAGACAGGUGGACGUCUCUGUGGAAAUGCUCGCUAACCUCAAGCAGGAUCUGGUGAACAAGGAGGCAGAGCUCAACCACAAACAGCAGGAGGUCGCGCAGAUUGACCAGUUCCUUCAGGAGACAGCGGCGCGGGAAGCCAACGCCAAAGUGCGUCUGCAGCAGUUCAUCGAGGAGCUGCUGGACCGCGCCGACCGCGCCGAGAAACAACUGCAGAUCAUCAGCAGCUGUGGCACCACACCCAACGGCAGCCUGGGACACUGCAGCCUCCAGGCCUCAAAGGGAAAUGGACGCCAGAGAAACUCCAGCCUCUCUGGAAGCACAAGAGGAAUAUACCAGGUGUCGGACCGACGCUCCUCCCCCAGCACGGGAGCUUCAGGGAGGAUGAAGUCUGUCUCACAGGGAUCCGGCGGUUAUGACAGUGACAGCGUGGAGAUGCACCCCAUGGACGACUGUCCCGAGGCUCAGUACUAUCACAUGCAGUGUCGGCCAGGUGAGGGCGGUUACUCCCCCGGUUGUGGCGGCUCCAGAAACUGGGGCCUCCGCAAACAGGCCAUCCAGAACUGGCAGCGGCGGCCGUACAGGAACAGCACCGAAGGCGAUGAGGGAGACGUGUCGGACGUGGGCUCCAGGACGACGGAGUCCGAGGUGGAGAUGUGGGAACAAGAGAGAAGAGCUGUCGCUGAAGUCCAGCAGUCUGCUGCUCCCUAUCCUCACCACGGCAGGGCAGGAUAUCGCCAUAACGUAGGACGUUCAGAAGUGGUCUACAGCAAGCCAUGUCGUCAUGAGAAAAGCCCGUCCAAAUCCAAUGAGGUGAUCAGUCCGGAGAUCCUGAAGAUGCGUGCAGCUCUCUUCUGCAUCUUCACCUACUUGGACACAAAAACCCUGCUGAGAGCUGCCGAGGUCUGCAGGGACUGGAAGUUUGUGGCUCGUCACCCGGCCGUGUGGACCAGAGUGCUCCUGGAGAACGCUCGCAUUUCUUCCAAGUUCCUGAGCACACUGUCACAGUGGUGCACACAGACACACUCGCUCAUCCUGCAAAACCUCAAACCACGACAGCGAGGCAAGAAGGAAACCAAGGAGGACUAUCUUAAAAGCACACGUGGCUGUCUGGAGGAGGGUCUGGAGGCGCUGCUAAAGGCCACUGGCAGCAACCUGCUGAUACUGAAGAUUUCACACUGCCCCAACCUGCUGACUGAUCGCUCCCUCUGGCUGGCAAGCUGCUACUGCCGAGCUCUGCAGGCUGUGACAUACAGAAGUGCCACAGACCCAGUUGGUCAGGAGGUGAUCUGGGCUCUUGGAGCAGGUUGUAGAGACAUCAUCUCCCUACAGGUGGCGCCACUACAUCCAUGCCAACAACCUGCCCGCUUCAGUAACCGAUGUCUGCAGACGAUUGGAAGAUGUUGGCCACACCUCCGUGCUCUCGGGGUGGGAGGGGCUGGAUGUGGCAUUCAGGGUUUGGCCUCACUGGCGAGGAACUGCAUGCGCCUGCAGGUGCUGGAGUUGGACCAUGUGAGUGAAAUCAACCAGGAGGUGGCAGCAGAGGUGUGCAGAGAAGGUCUGAAAGGUCUGGAGAUGCUGGUGCUGACAUCCACACCGGUCACUCCCAAAGCCCUGCUCCACUUCAACAGUGUUUGCCGUAACCUGAAGUCCAUCGUGGUUCAGAUUGGUAUAGAAGACUACUUUGAGGACCCCAACAGUCCUGAAGCCAGAAAACUGUUUGAUGAGAUGGUUAACAAGCUGCAGGCUCUGAAGAAGAGACCCGGUUUCUCCAAAAUCCUGCACGUGAAAGCAGACAGCCUCUGCUAACACCUUUUGUGCAGACUCUUCAAAUCUUGCCGUGCGGUGCCAUCUUGGCUCCACUCAUUCAAAAAGAUCCAGCUGUUUUUCAGCCCAACCUAUGGAGCUGCAUGCUUCUGCAGCACCAACAGAAACAACAGAGGCUCACCACGAUGAACUAGGACCAAGACUCAAUGUGCAUAUACUCCACAGGUUCACAUGCAAAACAGAAAAAUCACAUUUACUGUUCCAAUGUGGGAAUCAUGAAUGAAAACAAGUCAGGAGGCGUACGUGGUCUAAUAAUCGCACUAAAACGUGACCCGUUUUAAACUUCACACACUCAGAUAGCCCAAAAAUGAUAAGACCCCAGUUUCUCAGUCCUGUUUUGCUUUCACCGUAAAAGUGAGCUCAAGAAGCAGCAGCGCUGUAUUUACCCCGUCUGCGUCUGCAUAACGCUUGGUGUUAAAAACCUGAGGCCAGCUUCAGCUUGUGGGCAGGAGCACAUCGUACAGCAGCAAACACACUUACCACAGUGAAUUAUGUCCGACAGUCAGUGGCUGGUUUAAGAAAAGCAAGAAACAGGAGCUUUACGUUUGUUUGUUUGUGUGCGUGCGUGAACGAGUGAAUGCGUAGGUAGGCGAGCUGAGAACUGACGCUUUCACACGGCGUGUCCUGCACAACUGUAUAUCGAAAACUUGACAAUGGACGACGUGUAACACUUCCUGCUUCCACCCUGAACAGAAACAUGCUGCGGCAGCUCCAGGCACAGCAGAGGACGGCCGAGCUUAAGAAAAAACAAAAAACAAAAACACAGACCCUGACAGUCUAUUAGCCGCUGUCAGGCAAUGAUGCAUUUUGCCGCCUCUUACCAUCCGCUGCUUCCUUCCAGCAUUUUGUCACAAACCUGGACUCAUCUUUGUAGAUUCAGUGUCUGAUUUUGCUCUUCACUAAGCCUGGGACGUCGGUCCACCGCGCAUCUCUCCCAAAACCCAGUGCCAUUUGGAUCAGUGUCUGUCCUCAUGUCUGUGAGCGUCUUCUCCAAUGUGCCAUAAACAAGGGAAGAGGGGCCGUGUAGGGCAGACGUGAGUCGUGCUCCAUGUGGACUGGGCUCUCCAGGUGCAGAACCAUAGUGGUAGUGUUUAUAUAUCAUGGAGGUUUCAUACUUUCUCAAACUUAACAGUGCCAUUUCUAGUCACAUGGCUUGAUACGUCUGAGCUCUUGUACAAUCCUUAUUUUUAUUUAUCAGCAGACGUCCUCUGGCUCCCUCUGCUGGUGUUGUUACGCAGCUCUCAGCCAGUGCAGCAUAUGAUGUGUCGACACUGCCUGCUGCGUCGAUCGAGUCUUCACUGUCACCUUCAAAUUAGCACAAUUCUGGGAUAUAAUUAAGUGUACAAUGCGGAAACUUUGAAGAUGUAUGAGUAGCAAUACUAAUCAGUGUGUGACACUGAGUGUACACUCCUUUAUCUGUGAUCAUUCACCGGGGUGUUCCAACAGUUUAAAGGUGAUAGAAUGUCAAAUAUUGACAUUUUUCGGUGACCUUCGGUGUAGUUCCCAAUUCAAAACAUUUCAGGAGCGUGGUCAACGAGUUUUUGGAAAGAUGGAAAUAAGAUGCUGCGCUUGUACCUCGCGUUCAUGACUGUGUUUGUGCACAUUGACUGAAACACACAUACGUGUCCCACUGUCGUUUAUUUUAGAAACAUUUAACCACUUUGGUUAAUUUUAGCGUGUCAGCAACAGGUGGCGAUUGAAAGUGAAGGUCUAAGUGGAAAAUCUCCACUGCAGACCCUCGUUUUUCUUCUUCUUCUCUGGUCAAGACGUUUUUGAGAGGGGAAGUGAGGCUUUUUCUGGGUUUGGUAGAGUUCAACAUCUGCGGAUAUGCCCUAUGUUGAAGUGCUAUGAGUAAGGUGAUGGUGGGUGGAGCUACAGACCAAACCAAAACAGUUAGCGGUCUACAAUUGAAAAGUUAUUUUGGGGAACAUACUGGCUGCAUCAUUUGUUUAUCAGUGAAGCCAGUAUUUCAAGUGAGCAUGUUUCCACCUGUCAUUCUCUGAUGACACGUCGUCCGUCUUUCUAAAUACCAAAAUCAACUUACAAGUGGUCAAUCCCUCUCGGUGUGUCACCUGUGGCUCUGCGGGAGAUUUUGUCAAGGAUGAUGUCAUCGGGGUCAUCUCGAGAUUGGCGCUAAACGCACUCAAUCCACGUGUGUUUGAAAGAUGUAGGCGUUUACGUGGCGGGGAAGGUCGGAUAAAAGAAAAGGGUUUUCGCUCAGUGUGGACUAAAAGUAAGGAUUUCCUGUUUUCCUGCUUCUUCUCUGGAGAGUCCCCGUAUGAAAGUGCAAUACUAAAGUACUCCUUUUAAAAAGAGCUAUCCUGAUUCUCAGAAAUCACGCACACCGUUUGGAAACAUUGAUGAGGACAAUAUCUGUCACCGUGUGCGCCUUGUUUGUUUAUUUAACCUAAAGUAACAUUCAUGCAGUGUUUCUGUGAACACUGAGCAGGACAUUGUAAAUGUGGCUUCACUGAUGAUUUUUUUGGUCGGGCGUAUUGUCGUCAUGAUGUUUGAGGUUAUUGCACGAGAACAUGUCGUCAUGUUCUUCCCAGUACUGCAUAUUAUAUUAUCCUACAGUGGUUGUGAUUAUCUGCUCUGGGUCCGUCGGGAAAAAGGGGAAAAAGGUUUGUGGGGGAAAAAGGUUUCACAGCAGAGAUGAGACAAAAAAAAAAAAAAAAGCACUUGUUGAUUUUAAGUUUUAGACAAUCCUGCCUUCGCGAUCAGCUAUUCUGUAUAUAAUGUUUGUAAAACAAAAAGAGAGGAAGACAAACAGGAAACAGGAAAAAAGGACCAACAUUUGAUGUUCUAUAAUAUUAAGGUCAUACAUAUGAGUGGAAACAGUUGAAGUUUACAGGUCAUUAUUCUGUAAGCGUCGUUUUCUCCAAAGUUGAAUGAAGGAAACAUAGAGAAUUAUAUUAUGUAUCACAGUUAGUGUUGACAAUUGAAGUUGUGUAUUAGAUACUUUAUAUUCAAUGUGCAUCAGAGUCAUAUAGAGAUGGAAAUUAUUUAAGAAGAGGAUAAAGAUGAUUAUUCAGCUAUUUAUUUCUAUAUAAAAAAAGAGAGCGAUGUGUAUAAUGUUAGCAUGUUUGUGUUCAAGCAUCAAUCAUUAAGUUGCCUUCUUAACUGUUCUGCUACUGUGGCAAAGCAAAUUAUUAGAUGUUUAAAGAGCUUUGAUUGCCUGCAGGUUAAUAACGUUUCACUUUAUUUGAUUCAGUCUGUUGUUGCACUAGUGAGAUAAAAAAAAAAAGAAAAGAUAUCAGAUAUUUAUUAUAAGAGUGUUGUUUUCAAUGUUUAGCUAUUUCUCUGUAUUUGACAAAAUAUGAUGCACUUUUUUUCCUGAACACUUUUAUUGGCCUGUUGGUCAGAAACAGAAGCGUUUUUUUGUUUUUUUGUUCUGUGAGUGGAACGUCUGGUGCCAUCUACUGGUGAAGUGCGAAAGACUUAACUGUUGGUUUACAUGUCUGGGUUUUUUUUGCAGGAGGACGAUUUCCCCCAAACAUGGCGAUGAUAUAUGAACCUGGUUUUGUGGAGAGACGUGUGUCGUUGUUUGGGAAGUUACAAAGAGUGAUUUAGGUACAUGCAAGUGCUUUUUUUUUUACGUUCAUAGCCAAUAUGACCUUAUUUUCACCCUCGUAUGAGUUAUUUAUUUCACGCUCAUACCAACAGUUCAGCCAGAAGAAUGUGUUUUCUCUUGAAUUUCCAUUCUCUUCACGUGUCCACUUGAUUUCUGAUUAAUUUAUUCAUUCAGCCUGAAGCACCGCCCACAAAGGGAGGCGCUUCCUUAUUCACGUGUAUAUUUAAUUUCUUAAACUAAGACUUAGUCCUUUGUUGCAGUGACGCCAAGUCAUCCAGAUAUUGUCUGUGUGUCCAUGUUCCUCUCUGUAAAUAUUUUAUGUAUGAAUGAUUGUAUUCAUGCCCGUUCAUUUGAAUAGUAUUUUACACAUUACCUCAACACUUAUCUGGGCAAUUAAGUGUGCAGUUUGUCUUUGUAGUAUUAUUAUUUUUGAGUUAUUAUUAUUUCUGACUACCAUCACUCGGUAUGCCAAUCGAUCAAUGAACGUCAUACUUGUCGCUAUGGCGACAAAAUGGAUUUUGUUGCUGUAAAAAAACGUUCCCAAAAAGCUGAUCCUCCUAACAGUGACUGCAAUAGAUGGAAAUGUUUUGCUACUCAUUUUCACUCGUUUGUUGUCAUCAAUAAAAAUUGCUUUAAAUUGUA
Molecule: messenger RNA, 7054 nt
Organism: Solea senegalensis (Senegalese sole)
Lineage: Eukaryota; Metazoa; Chordata; Actinopteri; Pleuronectiformes; Soleidae
Gene: fbxo41
Product: F-box protein 41
Exons: 14
Coding region: 322-2820 (832 amino acids)
Molecular function (GO): protein binding
Source: RefSeq, a predicted model, not a curated record